AAAAAUGAAAGUAUUUUAUUCAGAAGUUUGUUUAAAACAUGCUCCAAAGCAUGAAAUAAUAUCCGGAAAUCUAAUUGAUUAUUUAGAAAGUCCUUCUCGUCUAAUUAUAAUAAAAGAAUAUUUAAAUUCUUUGUCAAAUUUUGAUUUCGUAUCCCCAAAUGAUUAUGGUUUGGAUCCAAUAUUAUCAGUACACUCAAAAGAUUAUGUUGAAUAUCUUCAAACUGCUUAUGAAGAAUGGGUAAAAAAUGGUGGUAAUAAGAAUGGUAUAUUACCCGAAGCUUUUCUUCAUCAUAAUAUAUCUUCUUCUUCUUCAAUUAAACGUAAAGUAAAAGUUACUUCUCCAUUUGCGAAAGCUGGAUUAUAUUGUUCUGACUUGUCUUGUUGUAUAACAAAAGAUACUUGGGAAUCAGUUUAUGAAUCAGCUCAAGUGGUAAUAAGUGCCACAAUGGAACUUAAAAGAUUUGUUGAAGAAUCAUCAUCUGAAGAAAUAAAUCAUUUUCCUGGUAUAUUUGCUUUAUGCCGUCCACCAGGGCAUCACGCAAAUUCAAUUCUUUCUUCUGGUUAUUGUUUUUUAAAUAAUGUUGCAAUAUCAACCAAUGUCCUUAAAAAAGAUAAUAAUAAAGUCGUUAUAUUAGAUAUUGAUUAUCAUCAUGGAAAUGGAACACAGGAAAUAUUUUAUCUAAAUUCGAAUCCAUUAUAUGUAUCAUUACAUGGUUCACCUGAUUAUCCUUGGUUUACUGGUGAUGAAUCAGAAAGAGGUGAAGGUGAAGGUGAAGGGUUUAAUAUUAAUAUACCAUUAUCCAGAGAUACUGAUGAUGAUGAAUACUUGAAGGCAUUAAAAAAGGUUAUUAAUGAGAAUAUAAUACCUUAUAAUGCAGAUUACUUAAUCGUUUCUCUUGGUGUUGAUACAUAUAAAGAAGAUAUAAUAGGAGCAUUACAGAUCACUACAGAAGGAUAUAAAAGAAUAGGAGAAAUGAUUAAAUCUAUCAAUUUACCUACUUUAUUUGUAAUGGAAGGUGGUUAUCAUUUAGAAACUAUUGGAAUUAAUGUUGGAAAUGUUUUAUUAGGUUUCAAUACUUAAAUAUUCUUUAUUUAUUGAAAGCAUACAAUUUAUAAAAAGUAUAUAUAUCAUAAUUUUGGCAAGUUAUUAAAGAUACUAUUUUUUUUAAACGAAUUAUUAAAUCUAAUUUCUAGAUGGAACUUAUAUAUAGUAAAUAUAUACAUACAGUGCUGGCAAAAAGUAAUUGGAAUUGCAAAAAAUGCAAUAAAUGAGAAACCAGCGAUUGAAAUUGCUUCAAAUUUUACAGAUUUGUUACCAAAUAGAUCAAUAUUAAGUGUAUAAAAUUUC
Molecule: messenger RNA, 1348 nt
Organism: Rhizophagus irregularis DAOM 181602=DAOM 197198
Lineage: Eukaryota; Fungi; Glomeromycota; Glomeromycetes; Glomerales; Glomeraceae
Molecular function (GO): histone deacetylase activity
Source: RefSeq, a predicted model, not a curated record